GUGCUAUAUUGUAGCCCCAUUAUUUGCAUACAUUUCAAAGAGUACUCUUUCAGUAUUGCAUUGCAGGUUAAUUUGUGAGUCUUUGUGUGUGAGAGCGAGAGAGAGAGAGAGAAGAAGAUGGGGAGGCAGCCAUGUUGUGACAAGGUUGGAUUGAAGAAGGGUCCAUGGACAGCAGAGGAAGACAAGAAACUCAUCAAUUUCAUCCUCAUUAAUGGCCAAUGCUGCUGGAGAGCUGUUCCUAAGCUUGCAGGAUUGUUGAGGUGUGGGAAGAGUUGCAGGCUAAGAUGGACAAAUUACUUAAGGCCAGACUUGAAGAGGGGACUUUUAUCAGAAUCUGAAGAGCAAAUUGUCAUUGAUCUUCAUUCUCAGCUUGGCAACAGAUGGUCAAAAAUUGCUUCAAAUCUACCUGGAAGGACUGAUAACGAGAUAAAGAAUCAUUGGAACACACAUAUAAAGAAAAAACUGAGAAAAUUGGGCAUUGAUCCUCUGACCCACAAGCCACUCUCCACCAUUGAAGAAUCACAUCAGGAACGGCAAUUACAGCCACAGCAAGAACAGCAGGAGCAGGAAAAUAGUAAGGAAGUUGCAGAGACAUCAUUAGAAUCAACAAUCAAUGAAGUCAUGAGAGAGGAAGAGAAGAGCACAUUGAUGUUUGACCCAAUGGAAGCCAUGAUCAAUAGUUUCAGCACAGAUGAAGUUCCAUUGAUUGAGCCUGAUGAGAUACUGGUUCCAUCAUCAUCAUCUUCUUCUUCUUCUUCAUCUUCUUCUGGUUCAAAUAACAUCAACAACAUACUUGAAGAAUUCCAGCUGCCAGAUUUUGAGUGGCAAUUGGGUUUGUGGGACAAUGAUGACUUCACCAGUUGGGAUUUGGAUCCUCCAAGAAUGGUUUUGGAUCAAGAUUACUCUUGGACUACAAUGUAACUUUUGGGUUUUUUUUGGGGAAUGUUGGUAAUUUGGCUGUUAGUAGUGGUCACAGAGAGCAAAUAAAUAAAGAAUCUUGGAAAAAAAAUCACAUUUUCUUUUUUGAAAAAGUGAAAAGGCCAAAAAAUAAAAGAUUUUAUAUGAUCUGUUGUGUUGUCA
This is a messenger RNA of Tripterygium wilfordii, 1080 nucleotides long. RefSeq names its product transcription factor MYB20-like. The record is from RefSeq and is a predicted model, not a curated record. Bases 118 to 921 code for a protein of 267 amino acids. The transcript is spliced from 3 exons. NCBI's taxonomy places the organism in Eukaryota, Viridiplantae, Streptophyta, Magnoliopsida, Celastrales, Celastraceae.